Colletotrichum truncatum is the source of this 2493-nucleotide messenger RNA. RefSeq names its product mannosyl oligosaccharide glucosidase. Gene Ontology annotation, molecular function: Glc3Man9GlcNAc2 oligosaccharide glucosidase activity. The record is from RefSeq and is a predicted model, not a curated record. Gene Ontology annotation, cellular component: endoplasmic reticulum membrane. Gene Ontology annotation, biological process: oligosaccharide metabolic process; protein N-linked glycosylation. NCBI's taxonomy places the organism in Eukaryota, Fungi, Ascomycota, Sordariomycetes, Glomerellales, Glomerellaceae.
AUGGCCAGAAUAACACAAUUGGCCGUUUUCAUUUCCCUUUCUCUUCUCAACAUCUUUGGUGCACAGCUGGCCCUUGCAGCGGAAGAUGGACCUGGCUCAGCUUCCGUCCUGACCACCGAGGUCGGCCGCCUCAACAACCAAAGCCUGUUCUGGGGACCUUAUAAGCCAAAUCUCUAUUUCGGAGUCCGUUCGAGGUCUCCGCAGACUCUCUGGACCGGUUUGAUGUGGUCUAGAGUUGAUAACUACCAAGACGUUCAGCAGGGUUUCCGUUACACCUGUGAGCAACACGAAGGCCUCCACGGCUAUGGUUGGGAUGAGUACGAUGCACGAACGGGCGGCAUCCAGACCAUCCACGAUGAAGGCAACCAGAUUGACAUCACCACCUCAUUUGUCAAGGUGUCUGGGGGUGCUCACGGCGGAAGCUGGGCAGCCAGGAUCAAAGGUGUUCCUAGAGAGGGCGCUCCUUCCGACCUGAAGACGAUGCUGCACUAUUACAUCGCUCAGGAGGGCACCGAAGCGAAGCUUGCUGUCUCUGGCGAAAGCGACCCGGCAGGCUUUGAUGGCGAUGUUGCGUUUGAGGGCACCUCGCCAGAGCUUGGCAAGUACAAGCUCGUCGUCACCAAAGGAGAGGGUAAGCACCCCUCCGGUAGCCACGCUUUGUUGGAGGAGAAGCGUGCCGACCGAACUAUCGUGCGUUCCCUGACUGUGCCGGAUGACCUCCAAUGGCAGGCGAAGGGCCUUGUUUUCAACCUGAUUCAGGAGAGCAUCAAGGAAGUACAAGAGAACAUUGACAUGAACGACCCGCCCCCGGCGCACCUGGUGUACCAGCUGAAGAACAAGCCCGGCGAAGGCAACUCUCACGUUGUCCAGAAGAUCUUUGAGGGAGCGUUCGAGUUCGAUGUUCUGUUCUCGUCUGGUUCAGCCGGUCCCGAGCUGACAAGUGCCGACGUCACCCGAGAGAUCAAGUCUGUGAGCGAGUCUUUUGGCGAGCGCUUCUCUUCCAUCUUCAGUCUAAAGGCUCCAUUCACCGACGAGAAGUACAAGAAGUUCGGCAAGAGCAUGUUCUCCAACCUCCUCGGUGGUAUUGGCUACUUCCACGGUCAGCAUCUUGUUGACCGUUCCUACGCCCCUGAGUACGAUGAGGAGAACGAAGGAUUUUGGGAGGAGGCUGCAGCUGCCCGUGCCCGCAAGCAGCAGGAACUAGAGGGUCCUUAUGAACUCUACACGGCCAUUCCAUCGCGCCCCUUCUUCCCCCGCGGAUUCCUCUGGGACGAGGGCUUCCAUCUGAUUCCUAUUGCCGACUGGGACAUCGACCUGACUUUGGAGGUAGUCAAGAGCUGGUUCAACUUGAUUGACGAGGACGGAUGGAUUGCUCGUGAGCAAAUUCUCGGCAACGAAGCACGUAGCAAGGUGCCCGAGGAGUUCCAAGUUCAGUACCCUCACUACGCCAACCCUCCCACCCUCUUCCUCAUCAUUGAAGGUUUCAUGGAGCGUCUCCGAAAGACCAACGGCAGCCUGCCCGCCGAGAAAGAGCAUCUCGGCCCUUCCGCCACACUCCAGACUGCCCAUCUGAACAACAUCGAGCUCGGUGAGGAAUACCUCCGUAAGCUCUACCCCCUCCUUCGCCGCCAGUACGACUGGUUCCGUAAGACGCAGCGCGGCGACCUUAAGACCUACGACCGGGAGGCUUUCUCCAACAAGGAAGGCUACCGUUGGAGGGGCCGCACCGAGACCCACAUCCUGACCAGCGGCCUCGACGACUACCCUCGCCCCCAACCCCCUCACCCCGGUGAGCUCCACGUCGACCUGAUGUCGUGGGUUGGUCUGAUGACCAAGUCUCUCAUGAAUAUCGCAGACGCCCUCGGUAUGUCGGAAGAAGUGAACGAGUUCAAGACCACUCUCAACGCUAUCCGCCGUAACCUCGAUGACCUCCACUGGUCCGAGAAGGAGGGCUGCUACUGUGACGCCAGCAUCGACGCCUUCGAAGAGCACCAGCUCGUCUGCCACAAGGGCUACAUCUCCCUCUUCCCCUUCCUGGUUGGCCUCCUUGAGGCCGAUGACCCCAAGCUGGGCAAGCUCCUCGAUCUGCUCGGCGAUGAGGAGCACCUCUUCAGCCCCCACGGGCUGAGAAGUCUCAGCAAGCAGGACGAGUUCUACGGAACCGCCGAGAACUACUGGAGAAGCCCGGUCUGGAUGCCCAUCAACUACAUGGCAGUCUCCCAGCUUAGGAACGUUGCCGCCCAGGACGGCCCCUACAAGGCCAAGGCUGCGGAUUUGUUCCGCCGUCUGCGCAAGAACCUCGUCGACACAGUCUACAACAGCUGGGAGAAGACAGGCUUCGCUUGGGAGCAGUACAACCCCGAGACCGGCGAAGGCCAGCGUACGCAGCACUUCACCGGCUGGACGAGUCUGGUCGUCAAGCUGAUGGCAUUGGAGGAACCGGGUCACGCAGCUGACAAGGCGAGCGGUGGCCACGUCAGGGAUGAGCUUUGA